Molecule: messenger RNA, 3069 nt
Organism: Limulus polyphemus (Atlantic horseshoe crab)
Lineage: Eukaryota; Metazoa; Arthropoda; Merostomata; Xiphosura; Limulidae
Gene: Vha13
Product: V-type proton ATPase subunit G-like
Exons: 3
Coding region: 152-505 (117 amino acids)
Biological process (GO): proton transmembrane transport
Cellular component (GO): vacuolar proton-transporting V-type ATPase complex
Molecular function (GO): proton-transporting ATPase activity, rotational mechanism
Source: RefSeq, a predicted model, not a curated record
GGUGAGGGCGUGCAGUGCUGUGGGAUCAGGUGACUGCUGUGAAAGAAUUCGGUCUAAAUCGAUUGAUUUUAAAAGAAUAGUGAAUUUAGUCUGAAGUUAUAAAUUAAUUUUAAUAUUUCAUUGUUUUGAAUUUAUAAAAGUUAUAUCUAUCAUGGCAAGUCAGAGUCAAGGAAUCCAACAGCUUCUGGCCGCGGAAAAAAGAGCAGCAGAAAAAGUUUCCGAAGCUAGAAAACGUAAAGCUCGCCGUUUAAAACAAGCAAAGGAGGAAGCGCAAGCUGAAAUUGAUAAGUUCAGACAUGAGAAAGAAAGACAGUUCAAAGAAUAUGAAGCUUCACACAUGGGUUCAAGAGAUGAUAUAGCUGCCAAGAUUGAUAUAGACACACGUAUGAAAGUGGAGGCUAUGAAUCAUUCAGUAGCAGCAAACAAAGAAGCUGUAAUAAACCAACUUCUAGAAUUAAUAUGUGAUAUAAAACCUACUCUUCACAGAAAUUUUCAUUUAGGAUAAAGAGCCAGGAUCGUGAAACUAGCAUCAGUGGUCCUGUGGUAUCCUAAAGCAAAAUUGAUUUGUUUUGAUUAGUGAUUGUACAUUUAUUUGAUAUAAUUUUGUUUUUUCUCUGCUUGUGGCCUGUUUAAAAUUAGAUACAAAUGUUUUUCUUUUCUAUCAAACAGAUUCUAGUAGGUUGGUUGUGAAACUGGAUAUUAUAUUUAGUUUUACUGGUUCCUGAGAAUUACAUAAUGAAAAAAUAGUAUUUGACACUAGAUGAUUAAACAUUAUAAAUCUUGUCAAAAGGAGUGUGUAUGUAUCUGAUAAUUUAAUGUAAUGACUGAUCAUUCUCUGUGUAGUGAACAGGUUUCCUAAGAAAAAAAAUAUAAUCACAGAAUCAUUACUAGUGUGAAGAAACAUAGAUGGCUUAAAAUGUGUCAAAACGUAUUAUUACCUCUUUAAAAAUUUGGAACUGUUUAGGAAAGUAAUGUUGAAAAAUCUUCAAUUUUUUAUUAUGCAAAAUACAUGUUUUCAGCUGAGAUUCUGUUGUAGAAUACUUGUGUAAUAAAUCUUUUAAAAAACUUAAAGCAAAAACCCUUGAAGUUUAUAUUUCUGUUGUUAGCAUGUCUUUGAAACAGACUUCAUAAGUUGAAACAGUGAGAUGUUUGUUUGUAAUUUAAGGAAUAUUUGGGCUCAUGUUACUUUUAUCUAACUGAAUAAUAUUAUAAUAUAUACCUACACAGACAUUCUGGUUCUUUCAGAAUGAUGGCAGAAAUCCUUUACACUUCAAUAUAAAAUGAUGGAAUUUUUUGGUUAAAGUCUUUUUUUUUUAGGCUUGAUGCAAUCUCAGAGGUCAGCAAAAUAUUAGACAAUUAUAGAAGUUUCCUCAAAAGAAAAAUCUUAAACUUAUCCAUUGGUUUUGUUUCAGUUGAAAUUUUAAAUCGGAGAUUAACUUCAUUUUCAACUGGUUUGAUAAAGAAUAAAACAAAGUGCUCGUAUGGGUUUAUAAUAACAAUUUCAUUGUUUGAUUCAUGUUGUUGUUUUUUGUCAGUUAAAACUAUACAGAAAUUAUUCAGUUAGUGAAUUGUUAACUAUCUUAAUCAUGUAACAGAUAAUUAAUACUUUAGAACUUGUAAUACUGUCUGCUGAAGUUGUGUGUGUUAAUGAUUAUUAACCUGAUUCAGACUUUUCUGCUUUGAAAACCUUUUUUGUGUCAAAAGUUAAUUAUUUGUGAAAAAUAUUUUGUAUAGGGUGAUUGAAUUUUGUUAUCUAUAUCAAUCAGAUCAAAACUAUUUUAAGUAAUUCUUAAAAGUUAGAGUGCAAACACUGCUUUAAUUAUUAAAAUUGAAGUUCUAAAGUACUUGAAAUAUAUUCUUGUUUAGAAGUAUGUCUAAUUCUUGCAAAAACAUUCAUCAGCUUUUCUUAGGAUCUUUGAUGGAAUAAUCUCUUCAUUAAGUGAAGUAAAAGAGAAGCUUUUGCCUGUAUCUCUGUUUUCAGAUAUACCAAAUUUAAAACAGAAAGACACGUACCCAUGAAAAACAAAUGUAUACAAAAUAUUUAAUGUGUGUAUGUGUAUCAUCGUGAUUAAUAGCUUUAUCUUUUAGUCUUUUUAUGUUAGUACAAAAUUCAUUAUAAGUUUGAAUGGCUUACAGGUUACUCAGGAGCAUUUCAUAUAGAUGUCUCACUUGACUGCAGAUGUUAAUUUUCUCUAUUCGUUCAGUGUAGAUCCUAAGGCCUACCUGCCUGUAAAAUGUAAAUGUUUCAUUUUGGACAUAGUAAAAUAUUUGCAAAUCUUACAAAAUGCUAGAAGAAGAAAAAAUCACCAAAAUAUAAUCGUUAGAUAUUUUUUUGUCAGAAGUUUAUCCUGGUAGUAUUUUCUUUAAUGAAAUUUCAAAUUAUACAGAAAAAAAUUUGAAUCUUCAAAAUCAAUAUUGUUAAAUAAAACUUUUAAAAGGAAAAUAUCUAGUAUAUUAAAGUAGUUGUUUAAUGUAAAAUCUUUAACCUUUUGAAGUGGAAGUAGCAAUAUCUUCUGUGAAAAAAAAAUUGUUUAUUUAAAAGAAACAUUGGUAUUAUCAACAGAAAGAGCUCAUCUUUUCUGUUUGGAUACAUUCCACAACAUCAAAUCCGGACACUUAAGCUAAUGUUUGCAUUCAUAUUGUUUGAUGUUUAUAAUAGUAUUUGAAAAUUACAAAGUAGAUCGUGUUUAACAUUUGUGUAUAUAAAUAUUUACACACAUGUAACUUAUAAUUAUAUCAAUGUAUAGUAAUAUCCAUUCAGUACAGUAUCAGGAAUCCCAAAGAGAUUAAAAUAAUUGUUGAAGUUUUGCAUAACAGUGUUACUGAUGUAGAAAAAAUUGUGUCAUUAGCAUUGUUAAAUAAUUUGUCAUUGUAUUUUGCAGUGUUCAUUGUUUAGAUUAUUAUAAUCCUGUUUAGAAAUUAAUUUUAUGUAACGUCCAGGUGUAAUGGUAAACUGAUUCAUAGUCAUUGAUGUAUCUCUAUGUUUGGAAAACAUUGGAACUAUAUGUAUAUAUUCUCUUGACUGUAGAUGAAGGAAAAUAAAGACACAUUCCUGUGAGAUCAAAAAUG